Molecule: messenger RNA, 855 nt
Organism: Emiliania huxleyi CCMP1516
Lineage: Eukaryota; Haptophyta; Isochrysidales; Noelaerhabdaceae
Exons: 4
Coding region: 1-855 (284 amino acids)
Source: RefSeq, a predicted model, not a curated record
AUGAGCGUCGGCAAAGCCAUCGGCUGGUCCUCCGGCGCGUGCGCGCUCUUUGGUCUCCAGAACUACCUCAUUGGCGCUACCAACUCAAUGCCAAAGGACGAUUUUUGCCGGACGGUCGGCCUGCUGUGGUUGUCCACGGGCACCUGUGGCGUAGCGCUCCUCCUCCGCAGGCCGUCGCGAGGUGUGUUCUACUGCGACUCGCACGAGCAUGGCGGCCCACCGCAGCGCAUCGGCUGCAUCCCAAAAUUAGCGACGCUCUCUGGUGGCCUUGCGCUGGCCACCGCAGCCCUGUUUAUGAAGCUCAGCUUCGCUGCAGAUCCGGACGCGCAAGGGCCACUUUGUUCGGUCGUCUGCGCAGAUGUCAUCCUCGUAUCGCUCCUCUGCCACUUCUUCUAUGACGAACGGCUCUCGCGCGCACAGUGGCUCUCUGUUGCUGCCGUCUUUGCCGGGGCAAUGGUAAGCUUUGGCGCGUCUGUCUUCUCUGUGAGGAUUGCAUCGGCUGGAAAUCUGGCUGCCUCGAGCGGCUUCAUCGCUCGGGCUCUCGUGAUGGGCAAAGCAGCCGUGCCGCUGCUGCUUCGGGCGAGCUGGGAUGGCGCAGAUCGAAUUAGCAUCGGCCUGCCCCUCAUUUGCGGACUCCUCCAGGCGGGAGGGGUCUACGCAAUCAAUCAGGCGCUCUCCGUCGGCCCGUAUACGAGCAUGUCGAUCGCCAUAUUCGGCAGCAACUCCAUCGUGGUCCUGCUCCUCGCCGCCGUCAUCGAGGGUCGCGUGCCGACGGCGGGAGCUUUGAAUGGCGCUCACCGCCGCCGGUUGCGUCUCCAUCUCUGUGGCAGCGCGUGGGCCAACCUCGAAGGCUGA